Camarhynchus parvulus is the source of this 5895-nucleotide messenger RNA. It is a transcript of the gene RARB, whose product is annotated as retinoic acid receptor beta. The coding region runs from base 4280 to 5647 and encodes 455 amino acids. The transcript is spliced from 9 exons. Gene Ontology annotation, molecular function: nuclear glucocorticoid receptor binding; zinc ion binding; nuclear receptor activity. Gene Ontology annotation, cellular component: nucleus; transcription regulator complex. The record is from RefSeq and is a predicted model, not a curated record. NCBI's taxonomy places the organism in Eukaryota, Metazoa, Chordata, Aves, Passeriformes, Thraupidae. Gene Ontology annotation, biological process: cellular response to corticotropin-releasing hormone stimulus; retinoic acid receptor signaling pathway; regulation of transcription by RNA polymerase II.
UCAAGCUGGCUUAGGUCCAUGAAGACUGUGCUGGUGUCAAGCUCCUUCUGACUUGCCUCCAGGUCUCAGGAGGAAAGGUACAGUUAACAGGGGUAAGUUAAAAUAUAAUCCACUCACAGAACCCCCUGAAGGAAAUGAAGACUUUAAUUAGUGCCCUCUUCUUUGCAUGGCAGUCUGGUACAUUUCUUCUUCGUGAGUUGCUUGGUCCAUGACAGUGGGAUAUCAGUGACAGAGAAAGGGAAAUCCAAAAAGUGGAGUCACUUUGAAACUCUAGUGCAAAGUUAAAUGAAUAGAGCACUUACGGGGCAAAUACUGAUGCAGGCUCUGUGUGUCAGGAAAGCACUUUGAAAGUGAAAAGGGCACCCCCACCCCCCAACCCCGUUGGUUUGUUCUCCUUUUAACUGAUCUCUUUGAAAAUCUACUUGGAACCACAGUUGAGCUACCAUGAUAAAAUAUGGUUUUGGUAGAUAAAGUUGAAAUAAUAUACACAUCUAGCAAUUGCUAGUGUUGCUGGAAAUAGUAAGUGCAUGUUUUAACAAACACAGAUUUCCAUUUCUUGUUCCAUCCUAAGGGCAAAGUACCCUUGGUGCAAAGCCCAGGGGACCUAUAUAGUCAUUAACAGAUGGAGGGGGACAUUAAUCUUCUACCCACAAAUCUGCCCCAGCACAUAAAGCAGGGAGCGUCUGUUGUGAGUGCUAGAGGUUGUAUUAAACAUGAUGAUGCAGUUUAUAAUCACAGUGCCAGCCACUCUUUCUAUACAUUGCUAUGUUUUCUUGGUACUCUGUGUCUCUGGAUUUCACUUUUUCUAUCCAUGUACAAUAGAGCAUGGCAGUGUUUCUGCCUUUUGAGAUUCUGGCAGAAUUUUCUUCCAACACUCUUAAAAUCUUUCUUCUGCUGUAAGCACUUGAGUAUGUUAGGAUAUACUUUAAGUGCUUUUUUGUGCAUGGGGAGAAAUGUAUCCUUUUUGUUUGUCAUUCAGUCUCUCUCAUUUGGCAGUCAGCUAAGAGAGAGGCAUGGUUAAUGAGGUAUCUCAGCAUCACAUUUUUAUGGGAGCAUAGUUAAGGUUAGGAGUAUGUCCAGUCUCCAAACUGCCUAGUGAGCAUUCUGUAUUUGGAAACAAAUGCCAGCUGGCAGUGGUUAAGGAGUGCAUGCUUAUUCUGCUCAUGGAUAGCCAAAACAUGCUCCCUGCUGUGUGCUUUUGGCAGCUUUGCACUGGCAAUAUGUCUCAAAUGCCAGUUGUAUGUCCUCCUUUCCUCCUCCUAAGUGUAUCCCAUAAGGCAUGAUUUAGCCUGAAUAAAAAUGUGCCUCUGUUAGACUUGGUAAUGUAUGGAAAGAAACAGACCACUUAUUUUUGAAAAUCAAAGUCUUUCUGAAACACCUGUAGUACAUUUCUACAGUGGAAAUAAAAAGAUGAUUAAUGUGUUCUCCUUGGUGGCAAAUUUGCCUUAAAUUUCUGAAGGUCUGGUGAUUUUUGUGACAUCAAUUCUUAGGCACACUAAGCUGAAAAUUUUGCGUCUUUUAAUUUCUUUUCAAUGAGACCACUGGUUGGAAUUCCAGACCUCAAGUUUAGUUCAUAUUCUAUUUUGUUUAGUUCAUAUUCUAUUUUAUUUUUAUUUACAUAUAAAGCAUAUUAAGUUUAUUUGGAGUUCUAACUGUACUUAUCUGGUCAUUGUAUUAAUUAUAUUGGUGGUCAAAUUAACUGCAUUAUUUCAUGGUCUGAACAAAAGUAUCGCCUCUUACUUUUCUUUUUAUUUGUUAAAUUGUUUUAAGUCAGUGGAAAUCUAAAGUGGUAUGUUUUAUUGAAAAGAUACCUUAUGUGUAGGCAGACUAACUUGUACAAUCUAGUAUUGGAAAUCAUAGGAUAGUUUGGGUUGGAAGGGACCUUUAAAGGUGUGUUAGUUGUGCUUAGUUGAAUUAUGUGAAGCAGUUAAUGAAUUGUGGUGCAUUGGAUACAAAUUCUUAAGAAUCUGAAGGUAAAUAAAUUCAGUCUAGAUGUCUUUAUAAUUUUUUUCAGUGACAGUAUAACAAAAUGUAAAAAAGAGCGUAGUUUGACAAAAAGGCAAAACAUGCCUUCAAUGCAAUACUCACACAACUGUAUUUAGAGUUAAGUCAGCUGUAUUUAGGGUAGAGUGAGCAAGCUGUGCUUAGAACUUGGCUUUAGAACUAUCUACAUGUUUAAGCAUUGUAGUGCUUUUUCUUCAAGAGAAUUGAAGCAGCCUGAUACCACUGUCAUGUAACUUUCUCCCUCUCUCUGGCAAGAAGGACUCAAUUCAGUUUUUCUCAACAGUUAAUCCAAAAUAGUACAGGUUUCCUUGUAAGUACUUUGUCCCAUCCAUCAACCAGCUAUAUCCUGAAUAUCCAAGGGGCAUGGGCAUCUUUGUCUAGGUAUUUGAAUGGUUUCAUUGUUGUCUGUGCUAUAGUGGAGUUGGGAGUCAAAUCUUACUGUGAUCUGUGUUGAUGAAGCACCGCUGCACAUUGGUUAACUGUAUUCAUGCUCUAAAAAAAUCCUUGGGUAUGACGUGCAAAAAAGGUAUUUUAGAAAGUAGGUUGCAAAAUCAAACCCUCAGAAGUUGUGAAAUGUCAGAUUUAUGUUAUUUUCUUCUGUGCCUGUAAUUGAUGCAGGAAUAUAGAUCUUGCAGCUUUAAUUUCACCACAUCCUAAUUGGAUAACUCUUACGUUAAAAAAAUGUGUGGCAUGGUUGUGGUACUUUGUAAAUAGCACAGUACCAUUUAUGUAGGAGGGAAAAGAGUAUUCACAGAAGAAUGAUUAUAGAAUUUGGUGCUAAGUUAUUAUGUACAUGUAGAAGAUAAACAGAAUUGGUUCAAAAGAAUUUAAAUUCCAUGUCAGCUAAAUAUAUUUGCAUUAUAUAAACUUAAUGUGUAACAUAACUGUUUUCACUGAAGUUUCUCCAUUUAUGCUGGUGUUGAAUUCUGCCUCUAGUCAAAAAGAACUUUUAGAAAAAGUUCUGCCAACACAGUUUUUUGUCUUGGAACAGAUUUGAGGCUUGCCAGCAGUUGUUAUUUCUUCUGAGUUGCAGGAGCAGCUCUAGUUACAUGCCAAAAUAUGGUGUUAUUUUUAAACUGAAAAAGAAAUGAAACCUAUGUAGAAAUGGAAACUUUGUUGAAUGCCAAAUUCUGGCCACGUCACUCCCAUUGGAACUACUAGGACCAAUUUUUGCAGUCUGCACUGUCUUUAUAGCAUUAAGAGUUAUUUCAUAAUGUGGGAAGUACUGGAAGAAAUGAGUGCAAGAAAAGCAGGAAAUCUGCCAAGGUCCAUGUCUUUUUUAAAAAAAGUUGUUACAACCUACUUGCUGAGAUAUGUUUUAUGCAGAUAUCAAAUUUAAGCAGAUUUCAGUUAUGGCCAGCCACCUUCCAUUUCAAAAGUGUUAUUCUGUAGAGAAGAGUCAGAUUGAAAAUUUUCAAUACUUAAAUAUUAAAAAAAUAAUCAUAAUUUAUGAUUUUGGCCUGUUUUCCUAAUGUAGGAAAUUAUCUCCUAUGAUCUUGGAGACUCUGUCUGUCAAGCUUCUUUCCUUCCCCUUUUUCUUAAUUUUUAAAAUGUUUGUCCGAUGUCCGAAGCAGAAUUUUAAGGUUAGUUUCAGUAAGAUAGGGGUUAAAAUAGGGGCUGGGAGGGAAGUACAGUAUUCAAAAAGUGAUUGGUUUGCUCCAAGACUAUCUUCCUCACAUAGUAACCCUGGUAAAAAAAGGCCCAGGUGUUUUGCCUCUAGCAGUGUGAAAGCACUCAAAUCCGUUGAGAGGUUUGAGAAGAGGCUCUAGUGAUUUUGGACAGUUGUUGACUUUCAGCUUGUGUGAAAAGGAUAAGCAGGUCUGUUAUCUCACUAUUCUGUGGAAUAAAAAGGAGGCAAAAAAUUGUGUUAUUAAUCCAGAAGACUUCCCGAAUGUGUUGCAUCUGGAGUCUGAACUUGGUCUUGUGCUGAAAUCUUCAGAGCAGUUGCAGAGACUAUGUCAGUAUGCAUCUGUAGAGAGCAACUGUGCUCCCAGAGAAAUAUUUGUAGAGGCAACUGAACUGCACCCUGAUACCAGAGUAAGAAGACUUUCUAUCCACAGUCUGCAGAGCAAGGAUGUCCUAGAAGAGAGAAGAGUAGGAAGCAGUGAUGAAAUAUAGGAUGGACCUGAUAUAGUGAAUUACCUUUUCAUCAUCACACAAUCCAGCUUAAGCUGUACCUUCAGGCUUGACAGCCCUCGUCAUUCAUAAUUUGAGGUAUCCAAUUUGCUGGCCUGGAGUGAUGCAACGUGAUACCUGUCCACUGUGAGGUGUGAACAUGACAACCAGCAGCCGCACAUGUCCUGUACCGGCCGUGAAUGGACAUAUGACUCACUAUCCAGCAGCACCAUAUCCCUUACUUUUUCCUCCAGUCAUUGGUGGACUGUCACUACCUUCCCUCCAUGGACUCCAGAGUCACCCACCAACUAGUGGAUGCAGCACCCCAUCACCUGCAACAGUUGAAACUCAGAGCACCAGUUCUGAGGAACUUGUUCCGAGCCCUCCUUCACCACUUCCACCCCCUCGUGUUUACAAGCCCUGUUUUGUUUGUCAAGACAAGUCAUCCGGAUAUCACUAUGGUGUCAGUGCUUGUGAGGGAUGUAAGGGCUUUUUCCGCAGGAGUAUCCAGAAGAACAUGGUUUACACAUGUCACAGAGAUAAAAACUGUGUUAUCAAUAAAGUUACCAGAAAUCGCUGCCAGUACUGCAGACUACAGAAGUGCUUUGAAGUAGGAAUGUCCAAAGAAUCUGUCAGAAAUGACAGGAACAAAAAGAAGAAGGAACCUUCAAAGCAGGAGUCCACAGAAAACUAUGAAAUGACAGCAGAGUUAGAUGAUCUCACUGAGAAGAUCCGAAAAGCUCACCAGGAAACCUUCCCCUCACUCUGCCAGCUGGGAAAAUACACUACGAACUCCAGCGCAGAUCAUCGGGUUCGACUGGACCUUGGGCUUUGGGACAAAUUCAGUGAACUUGCAACGAAGUGCAUUAUUAAAAUAGUGGAAUUUGCAAAGCGAUUGCCAGGCUUUACAAGUUUGACCAUUGCAGACCAAAUAACUCUACUGAAAGCAGCCUGCCUGGAUAUACUGAUCCUUAGAAUUUGCACAAGAUACACACCAGAACAAGACACCAUGACCUUUUCAGAUGGCCUUACCCUAAACAGAACUCAGAUGCACAACGCCGGAUUUGGCCCGCUGACUGAUCUCGUGUUCACAUUUGCCAACCAGCUCCUGCCUUUGGAAAUGGAUGAUACAGAAACAGGUCUCCUUAGUGCCAUCUGCCUCAUCUGUGGAGAUCGCCAGGACCUUGAAGAACCAAUGAAAGUGGAUAAGCUUCAGGAACCCUUGCUUGAAGCACUGAAAAUUUAUAUCCGAAAGAGACGACCCAACAAGCCUCAUAUGUUCCCAAAGAUCUUAAUGAAAAUCACGGAUCUUCGUAGCAUCAGUGCAAAAGGUGCAGAACGUGUCAUUACAUUGAAAAUGGAAAUUCCUGGAUCCAUGCCACCUCUUAUUCAGGAAAUGUUGGAGAACUCUGAAGGACAUGAACCACUGACACCAACCUCAAAUGGAAAUACUGCAGAACACAGUCCCAGUAUCUCACCUAGUUCAGUGGAUAACAGCAGUGUCAGUCAAUCCCCUAUGGUGGAAUAAGACAUUUUCCAGCUACUUCAGACAUUCCUAAUACCUUAUGUACAGGGAUGAAAAGCAAGAAAACAUUUUUACUGCUGCUUAGUUUCUGGACUUAAUAUAUAUCUAUAUAUGUAUAUAUAUAUAGAUAAACUCAACAAGGACCAAGAAAUUUUCAUAUGUAUCGAUAUAUACUCCUUGCUGUUUAAACUCUUAAAACUAGAAAAUGCAAACUUUUGAAACUCUAAAUCAGCCAUUUCAUGCAAAAAAAA